AUAUUAAUUUAAGUUGAAGAACAUAACUGGAAAUGAGACCCUUCUCGAUAUUAGCUUACGUAUUACUUGUUCUCGGUGUAACUUCUAUUGAAGUUCCCGAGCAAUUUGAUUGGAGGGACAAAGGUCUCGUUACGAAAGUAAAAGACCAAUUGAGCUGCGAUGGCAGUUUUUAUUUUGCCGCUCUUGAUGUCAUUGCAAGUCACCAUUACCUGAAAACUGGUGAAACUUUAGAUUUAAGUGAACAAUACGUUUUGGAUUGUUCUGAUGGUUACAACAAUGGAUGCAAUGGUGGAGGACUUUUAAAUUCUAUAGAUUUUGUUAGGACGAGAGGUGUUGUACUGGAAGAAGAUUAUCCCUACUCAGGCACUGCAGGAACUUGCAAAAUUAACGGUUCCCACAGCCUUUUCAGAACGAUGGGUUUUGUAAUAUUGGCUAGAGACGAAGAGGUGAUCAAAACUGUGGUUGGAACGAUUGGGCCGGUAGGAGUGACUUUUAAAGGACAAAGCUUGGACUCUUAUUCUGGUGGAAUAUACAAUGAUCCCGACUGUCAGCUAGGUCAGUCAUACUCUGGUGUUAUUGUUGGGUAUGGUACUUCCGAUGAAGGAGAAGACUAUUGGACUGUGAAGAUGUCUUACGGCGCUAGUUGGGGCGAAGAAGGUUACAUGAGACUUGCAAGAAAUACUGGAAACCAGUGUGGUGUUGCUGAUGGUGCCAUAUAUCCAAUACUAGAUAAAUAAAUGUCUACUCGUAUGUAAUUUAAUGCUAAAUAAAUGAACGAUUAAUAUUCAA
Anoplophora glabripennis (Asian longhorned beetle) is the source of this 789-nucleotide messenger RNA. RefSeq names its product cathepsin L. Gene Ontology annotation, biological process: immune response. Gene Ontology annotation, molecular function: cysteine-type endopeptidase activity. The record is from RefSeq and is a predicted model, not a curated record. The coding region runs from base 33 to 737 and encodes 234 amino acids. The transcript is spliced from 3 exons. NCBI's taxonomy places the organism in Eukaryota, Metazoa, Arthropoda, Insecta, Coleoptera, Cerambycidae. Gene Ontology annotation, cellular component: lysosome.